Messenger RNA from Caenorhabditis angaria, 8201 nucleotides. The record is from the annotation of a GenBank genome assembly. NCBI's taxonomy places the organism in Eukaryota, Metazoa, Nematoda, Chromadorea, Rhabditida, Rhabditidae.
AUGACUUCACAACCUUCGACAUCAAAUAAUCCGGGUUAUUAUGAUCAUCAUCUUCAUCAUCAACAACAACAAUUUUGGAAUACGACACCUGUUGCAGAUCCGAUGAAUAUGGUGAGAAAAGAGCAAAAAAAAAGAAAAUAAGUGAAAGUUGUUGCGGGCAUGUGGAAUCGAACUCGAGUCGCUAGAUUGCGAGGCAAAAUAGUUCCCUAGCUACAUUGCGCUCUAGAAUUUUGCAUUUGAAAGUUGAAGAAAAGAUUGAUGAGAAAAAAUAUUUCUGUGCAUUUGUGCGUUGUCUUGUUUGCGGACUAGAAAUAUAUUUUAGUUUCAUUGUCAGCGCAUUUUUAGAAUUAAGGCUUUAAAAAAUUAUAAAUAUCUCAUCAGAUAUGAAAAACAUGAACUAUUUAUUUUUACCGGAGAUUUAUUUUGAAAAAAGUUAGAGGCAGAAAAUAAAAAGUGCAUGCACAUAUUUUUCUCCAAUUUACAGUAUCCUAUGGACUACACAAACACAUCAAAUCUAAUCUGUAGUAUGCAAUAUUUCAACAAUCAAAAUCGCUAUCAACUUCCACCAAUAGGUCCGCCAUCUCUUCCUCCUCCACCUCCACCUCAAUCAAUUCCUCAAUCAGCCACUCAUCAUCUUCAUCAUCAUCAUCAUUUACAUCAUCAAUUUAUGGCUCCACAACAACAAAUGGUCGAACAAUUCUGGAUUCCACCUCCACCUGCUCCACAGCAACAACAACAACAACAACAUAUGAUUAUGGCCCCAACUACAGUACCUCCUCAAGGCGCACACUCGACACAAAAUGCUACAGUAACCAGUGCAAUGGAUUCGUGCCAACAGAUUUCGCACGUUUUGCAGUGCUAUCAGCAGGUAGGUUAUAGCGCCGACAAAAUUUUUGAAACUGUUUUUUUUGUAGGGUGGAGAAGAUGGUGAUUUUGUGCGAAAAGCUAUCGAGUCUUUGGUGAAAAAAUUGAAGGAUAAACGAAUUGAAUUGGAUGCUUUAAUUACAGCUGUCACUUCGGCUGGAAAACAACCAACUUGUUGUGUUACAAUUCAGGUAGAUUAUUAGUUGGGUCUUGAAGCGAACGAGGGGUACUGUAAAUCAUCUGAAAAAUUCGGCGCCAGAAUGGUUGUUUUUGACUUUACUAACAGUUAGGAUGUGGAACGGAAAAAAGGAAAAAGAUAAGAAAGGUCAGAAUUUUAGGCGCCAAAAAAUUAGAUAGUGGGCUACUGUAUUUGUUUCUUUGAUCUCUAGGGUACUGUAGUUUUAUAGGAUGAUUACUGUAGCUAGGUAUUUUUAGAAUUUCAAAAAUUCUUGGGAGCUCGUAAAAUUUUAUUGCUUUUUAUUUUUAGAAAAUUUUCGGAAACCAAUUUUAUUCUAGGGUUACUGUAAUUCUAAUUUCCAGAUUUUUUUGAUAAACUAAAAUUUUAGGAGUACUGAAAAACAAUCUACAGUACCCGACUGAUCCUAAAAUACCGUACUAUUGUUGUUUUCAGCGUUCUCUGGAUGGUCGUUUACAAGUCGCCGGUCGAAAAGGAGUUCCACACGUGGUUUAUGCGAGAAUCUGGAGAUGGCCAAAUGUCAACAAAAAUGAACUUGUUGUAAGUCCUCAAGGAUUACUGUAGGGUCUUUCAAAAUUCCAAAUUUCAGAAACUUGUUCAAUGUCAAACUUCGCCCGAACAUCCUGAUUAUAUUUGUAUAAAUCCAUAUCAUUACGAGCGAAUUGUCUCAAAUGGAAUUGGUGCAACUUCGAAUUUAGGCACACAAAUCGAUCAAAUCCACGUGGAAAUCAAGAAGGAUUUUGAUUUCAUUCCAAAUUCUUCUAUUUCUGCACAAAUUGAACCGGGAACUUCUUCGGGAAAUUCGAAUUCGCAAGAUUUUUCAGCGUGGUCCCCGAAUUUCUCAAAUUUUUCGAAUGCGAAUCAAGUUCAACAACAACAAUAUCAAUCGAAUUUUGAGGACAGAAGUUGUAAGUUUUUGGAGAAAACAAAUAAUGAACUAAUUAGCUAACAAUGUUUCAGUUGACCUGAAUCAAAUAGUUGUUCCUCCACCAAUUCAACCACUUCAUUAUUGGUGUUCAAUUAUGUAUUAUGAGUUAGAUACGCAGAUUGGAGAGGUUUUUAAGGUACAGUAAUUUGGGAGGGGAUACGAUGCUCCGCAAUUACACCUGAGAAUCAAGAAAAAUGCAAGGUGUAAACAGGGAGCAUCGUUUGAAAAUUUGUACGAUGCUCUGCAAUUACUUUUCACAUUUCUGUGUCCUCACUAAACGUAAGCUUUCAUUUAAAAAUUAUUUAUUCGAAGCGAGUAAUUUCUGAAGAAUUGCUGAGAUUCGGAUUUCAUAAAUGCAAAAAUUGAUCCAAGUUGGCAAAUCUAAAUGAAACAUUUUUAUAUUUUCUGAAUGAUCUGUCUAAUCGCUGUAAACUCACAAAAACUAAAAAUUGAUCGCGGAUGGUAUAUCUACAUGACGAUUUCGUAGCAGAGCUAGAAUAGAAAACUGAUUUUUGAGACAGGGAGACGCCUUUUUAUAGCGCGUGUUUUUUUUUGAAGAAGGAGGAGAAAAAAUUAGGGCGCGCGAAAUUGUUUUUUGUAAAACGUGUAAUUUUUAACUAACUAGAGUCUAGUUUUUAAAAAAAGGGUAACUAGAGUAUACUUAACAUUUUUCAUUUUAGAAAAAAAAACAAAAAAACGGCAUUGCUCAUAUUAAUAUUAACUAAAUUCGCGGUUACAAUUUCACAACAAUCGUGUAACUUUCUAAAAAUUCAUAUUUCUAACGUCAUAGAUUUUCUAGUUAGGCCUGAAAUUUGAAAAUUCCGGAAUUUCAAAAUGAAAAGUUCUUAUUUAUCAAAAAUUUGAAUCAAAAAUUCAAAUUUUCAAAACUUCACAAUUAAAAUGAAGAGCUGGUUUAGUUUUGCUCAAAAAACCUCAUACAAUUCAAGUAUUUCUCUAAUACAUUAGAAUUUUGAUGUUAUUCGAAAAUUGAUAAAUUUUUUUCUAUUAUUCAAAUGUGAAACAAGAAUUUUAGAAAUCUCAAAUUUUCUCUGAAGAAUUCUCAGAAAUCCUACUAAUUUUCCCUUUUCAAAUUAUUUUGAACCAGAAGGGCUCCGCCGGCUGUCGCCGGCUCCUCCUUCUGGGUUGUCGCGGCUUCGCGCUCAGUAUUCUUUUGAUGAACAGUUUGUUUCUCUGAAGUCCUGUUAGAACAUCAAAAUUAAACGUUUUUCAUUGAGAAUUUGAAAACUUUGUUGAGAAACUGGAAGCAAUAUGCAACAUGAUCACUUAGAUGUCUCUUUAUUAUUUUUUAGCCAACAUAUCUAAGCUCUUAAUCUUAACGAACAGUGGUAUAUGAGAUACUUUUUCUGAUCACACAGACGCCGCCCUAAACUUUUGCAAAGGGUGGCAAAAAUCACUCAACAAACGCUAAACGCAAACCUAUGCCAUCUCUAUCUCUCUCAGCUCAUUUGAUAAUAUUUGAGAACCCUAUAGAAUUUCAGUUUUCCAAGAUUUAGCAACAUCCGCCAAAAAAAUUUGCAUGAAAAUUAAAAAAGAUUUUUGUGUUUUUUUUUUGAAAUUUGCAGUUUUCAGAACCUGCCGUUUUUUGAUCAUUCUAAAAUUUAUUAGGUUUCCAACAAACACUUGCCACGUACACCAUACAUCAGUAUCCCCGGAUUUUCGUCCGGAGGGGGUCUGGCUAACUUUGGAAAAAAGGGGUGGGGACCGGCUAACUUUUUGAAAAAAUAACAAUUUACCCCCCAAAAACCAAUUUUUUUCUCUUUUUUUUGAGGGGGUCUGGCUAAUUUUUGUAUUUUCACAUUCCGGGGGUGGCUAAUUUUGAGACCCUGACCCGGAGAAACCGAUGUAUGACGUACACAAAAUUUCGCUGUUUUUCACGUUUAUAUUUUGUAAUUUUCAUCUUUUCAGACAAAGUUUGACGUGAAUUUGUUGAAAAUUUCUGAAAACUAACAACAAUUGUCAGUUUGUAAAGGUUUAUCUAAAUUUGUCUCUGAUACAGGAAAUCAAACCGCAAAGGAUAUGUGGUUUGCUAUACACCAUUUUGUAGAGCUCGAUGAACUGAACAAUUCAUUGCGACCCGGUUUUCCUUUAAAAAAAAUUUAAACUUUUUUCAAUAUUUCUGGAAAUACACAGAGUUUUCCGCCUCAAAAACUCAUGUUUAAUUGUAUACCAUUUAUAUCACCUCGUAGAAAAUUUCUCCCUUUACAAACUUAGUUUUCAGAAGUUUUCAAAAAUUUUCAGAAGUUUUCAAAAAAAAAAAAAAAUUCACGUCAAACUUUGUCUGAAAAAACAUGAAAAAUUACAAAAUACAAACGUGAAAAACAACAAAAUUUUACGUGGCUAUUUUUUUCUGACCGCCGCCUGGAAUGACACUAUGCAAUUUUCGUUUUUUUUUCAAAACAAAUAUCCAACAAAUUUUUAAAUUACUGCGAAAUGGAGAAUUCUCAAAACGAUAGAAAUUCUCAAAAUGUCAACCGUUUCAGCAGAUAUUCCUGGGUCAGAAAUCAAAUAAAUUGAAAUUUCGUUCCGAAGUCGUCUAAAAAUACAAAACAUUGGGUUGCAGAAAAUUUUUGCCCUACAACCAAUUUUGAAUCUUUGUGUGCCCAAUUUUUUUGAUUUAGCGGAUCAUUUUCCGCGAUUUUUCGGACACAUUUCGGUAUCUAUCUCAUUUUGAAAACUGUAUUUAUGGAUUUUAGGCACACCUCGGCCAAAAUCGUGGUUUCCACAAUAAAAAAUUGUACGCUAACUUUUUACAGUACAAAAAUUGUGAAUUUUUCAGUUUUUGCCCUCUAAAAAUUGAGAUUUUUCAAUUUUUGACCUCUAAAAACUGAAAUUCUGAUUUUUCCAAAAAUUGUACUCUGGCCAGCCACGGCUUGGCCGAGGUAUGAUUUUAGGUUUCAAAAAAAGAUUUGAUUUCACUCAGAGAUUCGCUGGCCAGCUCGCCACCAGGUGGGGAGGCUGGCUGACCUGGGAACCGCAUGGAAACCACGUCGCCCGGUUUUUUUUCGCUGGCAAGGUGGCCAGGCUCUGGCUAGGUCACGGCCACAUGGCUACCACGUGGUGGCCACUUCGCCUCGUCAAAAUGAAUUUUCAUGAAAAUGUCUGAAAAACUUGUGAAUUGAGGCAUUUUCGAAAAAUUUGGCUCAUUUUCUGUUUUUUCGCAGCACUUGAAACCUUAGGAAGUGAAAAAACAGUAGAAAAUGCACUAUUUUGAGUACAAACCACCGUCUUGCCAGCUUUCCAGAAUUUCAAACACACAGGCCACGUCGCCGGAAAACUCGAGGCGACCUGGCGGCCAUGCGGUUUCCAGGUGGCCGCAGCGAUCUGGUGGCGAGCUGGCCAGCGAAUCUCUGAGCAUUUCAUAUUUGUUUUUAUUUGUAAGAUUCCCUUUCUCCUUAAAGGAGUAAAAAAAAGAUAAAAUAUCGGAUGAAGGAUUUUUCUGAAAGGAAUAUUUCUUAAAAGAGGAGAAGAAGUAGAUGAAAGAAAAUGUUUCCUUUUAUUUGUUUCCUUUUACAUCUUAUCUCUAUCCGUUUGAUAAAAAAUCGGAAGAAAGUUGAGUACUCGAAAGACGUGGAAUUUCAGAAACCUAAACAGAUUUCUCGUAUUUUAAUGAAGAAAAUCCAAAUUUAGCUUUUUGGAAUUACAAAAUUUUUCAGAUAUGUUCUCCUCUUCUGAUAAUAGGAAAAUUCGUCGAGGUUCAUGAAAUUUCAUGUCUUUCGAUUACUCAUAUUUCUUUCAUUUUUUAGUAAACCUAUUUAAAAAGAUAUAUAUGAUGUAAAAGGAAAAAAUUGAUAAAAAGACAUCUUCUUUCAUUUAAAAGCAACAUCAUCUUUCCCUUAUUCCACCUCCAAGAAAGAGUUCUCUCAGAAAAUCCUUCAUCCGAUAAUUUACCUCUUUCAACUUUCCCACUCGACCCCCUCUGAGUUUUUACGUUUUUUGUUUGGUUCGAAAGCGACCCAUCAGCUUAACCUGGCCAAAAAACCUGGCACACCCAAUAUUUGAAGGAAGCGUGAAGCAUGUUCUUUGUCUUCUAUUGGAAUCAUCAUGCUCAGCCCUACUUUACUGUACAGCGCUGGGGGUAUAAUUGUUUAUUUUCUUUCUUCGAUUUCAUUUCGAAGAAGAAACUUAUUUAUUUCACAGCUUUCUGGACUAAUAUGAGCCUGAACUCACGAUAAAAUACGAUUCAGUGCAUCUUCUUCAUUUCAUUGGAAACCAUUUUCAUCUGAAGUUUCGAAUAACUAAUGAAAAUCUCUACAGUAGUUCAACUCACUUUAUUUAUUUUCUAUUAAUUUACCCAACCGAUUAGGAAGAAGCUAUCAUCGAGAAAUGCCCAAAAAUUGUUGGCUUCUUCAGAAAUAAGAAAAAUCAGAUAAGAAACGUGUCCUUCAAUUUUUUGUGGAAUAAAAACGUGCUCAUUCUUUUUAUCAUGAAAAAAGUUUAGAUUUUUCACGUGAAAACUCGCGCACUUUUUGAAAAACAAAAUAUUAGCGCAUCGAUGGGAACGAAUUUGGGAUUUAAUGGUGAAAGUAUCAUGAAAAACGGCCUUCUGGGAGUUGAGAAAAGUCGAGCGACACAUUUUGAAACCCAAAAAUACAUUGAAAAUUUUGGACUUUGCAUUUUUUCGCGCACUUAUCGAAAGAGUAGAAAAUGAUAUGUGGCUUCCCCACCAAGUAGAAGUAAUUUCCUAACUUCUAGUUCAGGAAUUUUUCAUUUUCAUGCUCUGGGAAUGAAAUGCGGGCUCUGGACACACAUUUUUUAUUUUUGUCAAUUAGUAUAUAGUAGAUAGUUUUCGAGUUUCAAUGUAUCAAAUAUCAAAAGUCUGUGCUCCAACCAACAAAAAAAAACAAAAUAAAUUUCAUAAAAAAUUAUUUAUUUGAAUCGAGUUAGACAUAAAAGGAAGUAUUGUUGAUAACUAGGAAUACACAUCAAUUGAGCCAAGUUAUCAAUCUGGAAAACAACAUUCUGAUUUGCUUUUUGAAUGUUUUAAACUCACUCACAAUAAAUUUGAUCUCUGACAAAUUGCUAUUAAUUUGAGACCAUUUUGAGGGGAAAAUAGAAUAAAAACUGAUUUUUUGAGAUGGGUUGCGCGCUUUUAUAACGCGCAUUUUUUUUUGAAAGAGGACGAGAAAAAAAUUAGAGCGCGUGGAAUUGUAUUUUUGUUGGAAAACGUGUUAUUUUUCAAACAUUUUUUCAAAUUUUUUCAUUUCUUGAAAUUUUGAAAACUCAAAAUCAAACGAAAUUUUUCGAAAGUUUUUCACAGAGCCAAAAACUGAGAUCCAAUUCAAUUAGUCUCAGUGUGUAAGAUUCUACCAGUUUUUAAAAUUAUUCCAACUCCUUUUUAUUUUCCAGGGUUCCUCUCACGAUAAUGGAAAAGUUUUAAUAGAUGGUGGAAUGGAUCCACACGGUGAAAAUGAGGGUCGGUUUUGUCUCGGCGCACUUUCAAAUGUUCAUCGAACAGAAGCAAGUGAAAAAGCUCGAUUAUAUGUUGGAAAUGGAGUUGAAUUAGUUGCACAUUCUGAUGGAAAUGUAUCAUUGACUUCGAAAUGUAAAAUAUUUGUUAGAAGUGGAUAUUUGGAUUAUUCAAAGGGUUUUGAAUAUGGUGGAACUAAAGCGCAUCGAUUUACGGAAAAUGAUGGAAGUGUUACGGUAUGUUGAGUAGCAUAUUCGCCCUAUUGACAAUUCAACAAUUCAGGUUUUCGACAUUCGUUGGGCUUUUAUGCAAAUGAUGCGACGAAGUGAAUCAAGUAAUGAAGCGGUUCGAGCUCAAGCUGCAGCUGUAGCUGGAUAUGCACCGGUAAGAGUCUAAAGAUUUUUUGUGCUCAAUUUUUUCUAUCCUAAAAAUGUGGCUCAAAUUAAGCUUGAAUUUUAGAAAUCAGCCUUUGAAAAUAAACUUGAUCCUUUCAAAAUUUCGAAUUUUAUUUCAGCUUUCUGCAAUUCCCCAAAUAAUGCCAGAUUCUGGAGUGGAUGGAAUGCGACGAGAUUUUUGUACAAUUGCAAUUUCGUUUGUCAAAGGAUGGGGAGAUUUGUAUCAUAGACAGAGUAUUAAGGUGAGGGGAAUUUAAAAUCUAGAGAUUUUUAAACAAAAAUUCCAAAAUUUAAUUUCAGGAAACUCCAUGUUGGAUCGAAGUCCACCUUCAUCGCCCUCUUCAACUUCUCGAUCAACUUCUCAAAAAUAAUUCAAAUAAUUCUCCUUGA